Messenger RNA from Aspergillus terreus NIH2624, 729 nucleotides. RefSeq lists its product as uncharacterized. Lineage: Eukaryota; Fungi; Ascomycota; Eurotiomycetes; Eurotiales; Aspergillaceae. The coding region runs from base 1 to 729 and encodes 242 amino acids. The record is from RefSeq and is a predicted model, not a curated record. The transcript has 4 exons.
AUGCCGGAGAUACAAUUUAUCAUCGCGUCUCCUCAAUCAGUGGGGUCCGGCGCAUCCGAGUCCCAAAGGACGAUGGCGCACUCGCACGCCGCCCGCUCCGCCCACGCCAGGAAGAGGCGCUUACGGACCAUCCAAUACCAGGCCCAGAAACGGCACUCCUCUCUUGUUAGCAUCCUGCCCGCCACUCGGGCAGACCCGUUCAUGAGCUUUGCCCGAUCCUUGGACCCCAUUGAGCCAAUGCUCUUCGAUCACUACGUGACCGUUGUCAUCCCGCUCAUGCGCUGCAUGGAGACUGCAAGCGGGUUUGCUCGCCGCAUGACGACGAUCUGGGUGCCACGGGCGAUAGCGGAAGCGAGUCUGCUGGAUCUGCUCUUUCUCGCCGCGUGUCGGCAUUUGGCUGCGAGAUAUGAAGAGAAGGAAGGGCGGUACUUCGACCGACUGGCUCUGCAGUACAAGCUUAGAUGUCUGCGGUCGUUACAGGAUGCGAUCGUGUCUGACACGCUGUUGCUGAGUGACUCGACCAUAUCACAGGCUAUCAUGCUGGCGUACGAUGAGCUGUUCGUCUGUGACGAGACAAUGUUGAAGCAUCAUGUCCAAGGGGCGAUCAAGAUGGUCGAGCUGAGCGGCGGGCUUCAGUCUCUUGGCCUGGAUGGUCUUCUGGCCCAUUUUCUUUCCAAUCUGAUGGAAGAAGGGAGUAUGAAGCCUCAACCAUGCAACCACAUCGGGUGA